AUGGAUGGCGCUGUUCUCUCCGGGACCGGUGGUGCAGACCUCUUCACCAGCACACUCAGAACAGCAGAUACCACACAUACGAACACUGUUGUUCAGCCCAAUGUCACAAUGGCAGCUGCAGUUGGAGAAACUGUGACUCUAACCUGCAUCUACCCCACUGAUGAUUUCAGCUCCAUCAUCUGGUUCAGGCACACCAUUGGACAGCAGCCUCAGUACAUUGUAGGAUCAUACAGGCAUUCAACAAAUUACUCCUUUUACAGUGGAUUUAAAGACACACAGCGCUUCACUUCACAGAAGGAACAGGGAAUGUUCAACCUGCGCAUUUCAAAGAUACAGCCAUCGGAUUCAGCGAUAUACUACUGUGAAGCAGUGUACAGUAUCGAGGUGAAAAUUGGAGCUGGAACCUUUUUAAUUCUGAAGGGCUCACAGUCUAACAGCAGGACAGUAGUGCAGCAGCCCGUGUCUGAGCCACUGCAGCCAGGAGACUCUGUGACUCUGCAGUGUACAAUACACACUGAGACCUGUGCAGGAGAACACAGUGUGUACUGGUUCAGACAGGGCUCAGGAGAGUCCUCUCCAGGAGUCAUUUACACUCAUGGAAACAGCAGUGAUCAGUGCAAGAGGAGCUCUGGGGCUGGGUCUCCUACACAGAGCUGUGUCUACAAGCUCCCCAAGAGGAACCUCAGCCUCUCUGAUGCUGGGACUUACUACUGUGCUGUGGCCACCUGUGGGGAGAUCCUGUUUGGGAACAGGACCACGCUGGAUGUUGAAGGAACCACGCAGAUUAAAGUCCUGGUCUGGUUCUCCAUUGGAAGGACUGCAGUUCUUCUCCUCGGCCUGCUGAUAUGCGCCAUCAUCUACUGCAAACCGGAGUAA
Molecule: messenger RNA, 876 nt
Organism: Megalops cyprinoides (Indo-Pacific tarpon)
Lineage: Eukaryota; Metazoa; Chordata; Actinopteri; Elopiformes; Megalopidae
Exons: 5
Coding region: 1-876 (291 amino acids)
Biological process (GO): response to bacterium
Source: RefSeq, a predicted model, not a curated record